Messenger RNA from Microsporum canis CBS 113480, 744 nucleotides. RefSeq names its product O-methyltransferase. The transcript is spliced from 2 exons. Bases 1 to 744 code for a protein of 247 amino acids. Gene Ontology annotation, molecular function: O-methyltransferase activity. The record is from RefSeq and is a predicted model, not a curated record. NCBI's taxonomy places the organism in Eukaryota, Fungi, Ascomycota, Eurotiomycetes, Onygenales, Arthrodermataceae.
AUGGCUACCCCAAACCCAGUGGUCUCCAGCCCAAAGGUUGAGGCCGUCCUCAAGAAGCUACACGGGGAGUCUGGAGCUCAAGAGUCUUCGUUCUCCGUCCUCUCAUUCUGGAUUCGCAAACAGAUAAGGUCUCUGAUAUUUGGUAGCCGUGGAUGGGGUUCCAAGGAUGAUGACUUCAUGAGGGAUAAAUACAUCUGCCUUGAAGCUGAUAAGAGUCAAUUGCUAUACCUCCUGGCAAGGUCCACCGGGGCUCUGAACAUAGUGGAGGCCGGCACAAGCUUUGGUGUUUCGACGAUAUAUCUUGCUCUUGCAGCCGGACAGAAUGCUGCCGCGAAGGCAUCUGGAUCCAUUACACCAGGACAGGGCGCCCAGGUCUUUGCAACGGAGAAUGAACCUACCAAGGCAAAGAAAGCGAGAGAGCAUUGGAAAGAAGCCGGAGAGGAAGUCGAGCCCUGGAUUACCCUGCUUGAAGGCGAUCUUCGAGAGACGCUUCCAGAACAGAUGAAGAAGGUUGAUCAAGUUGACCUUCUGCUGCUAGAUAUUUGGACUCCCAUGGCUCUCCCGGCUCUCAAGGCAGUUCUACCAAAGCUUCGCACUGGUGCACUCAUUGUUGCAGACAACACCUCCAUUGCUCGAAGGGAUUACAAAGACCUGUUCGCUUUCCUGGAUGAUCCCAAAAACGGCUUCAAGCACAUGACGACGCCCUUCAAGGGUGGCUUGGAAGUCAUCGUCUAUCUUCCUUAA